Bicyclus anynana (squinting bush brown) is the source of this 2928-nucleotide messenger RNA. RefSeq names its product transposable element P transposase. Bases 210 to 2921 code for a protein of 903 amino acids. The transcript has 6 exons. Lineage: Eukaryota; Metazoa; Arthropoda; Insecta; Lepidoptera; Nymphalidae. The record is from RefSeq and is a predicted model, not a curated record.
GUUGACAAAAUACAAUGGUGAAACUUCUUUCUGUGCGUGCGCAUGUUAGUUGAUCUCUCCAUUGUGUAUUUCGGUUGUAAAACUCAAAAAAAGUGUGUUGAGUUGAGUUUGUUCUCCUCCGCCUUGCUUUUUGUGAUUUUGCCCCGAAAUAGUGUUACACAGUAUUGCGAAAGGACGCUUUUAUUGUUAUUUAUGAACAGUGACUCAAAAUGCCUAAGUUGUGCGCUUUUGGAUGUGUUCCCAGUGGUAUCCCAAUGCAUCGUUUUCCUAAUGCUAAUAAAUGCCUUGAGCGUUUUAAAGCUUGGGUUAAACUAGUUGGUGGCAAACUAACCACAGCAUCUGAUUAUGAGCAUUACCAGAAGAAAGUGAUCUGUGACAUUCAUUUUACUGAACAAGAUAGAAACCGGAAUAAACGGCUUAAUGCAUUGGCUGUUCCGUCACUUAAUCUUAGAGAAGAAUCUGCCACAAAAUGUGAUAACAGUAUUAUCAUUCAACCUGCAACAUUGGAAGCUCCAAAUACAGAACAAUCUGCAGGGAGUUCCAGCAACAAGCUUAUCGAGCAAUCGUCAACUUCCAAUGCUUCAAAUACAGACAUUGUAUUCGUAUCAAAUAUGAUGCAGGAGCAUAAUUAUAGCACAACUAGCAAAUCAAUGAGGAAAUCAUUUGAAAAAGGUUCCAAGGUCUCAGCAUCGUAUGACAUCAUCCAGAUGAAACCCUUUUCAAGAAAAAUCAAGCAUCUGCAAACAGAAAUAAGCUGUUUGAGGAAAAAAACAAAGUCUUUUAAAGCCAGACUGGCAAGUGCAACAAAAUUGCACAAUGAUGUAGCAUUUCAACAUGUCAUUAAGAAUAUGAGGACACCUGCGCAAUUAUUUGUGCAUAUGCAAUUACAGGGUAUGAAAAAACCUAAGGGCAGACGGUUUACACUCGAAGAGAAAAUACUUGCCUUGUCACUGUAUAAAAAAAGUCCAAAAGGCUACUCCUUAUUAUAUAAAUAUUUUACAUUGCCCUCAUCAAAAGCAAUGAAACGUUUACUAAGCAGCAUAAAACUGUGCCCCGGUAUAAAUCCCAUUUUAUUAAAAAAAAUUAAAGAGACCGUCCUUGAAAAGGAAAUUCCUGACAGAUUAUGCAGCCUUAUAUUCGACGAAAUGUCUUUGACACCCCAGAUCUUUUUUGAUAAGGCAAAAGAUAAAAUUGAAGGGUUUGCCACAUCGAAAAGUACAAAAUUUGCUGAUCAUGCUCUUGUUUUUAUGAUAAAGGGCUUAAAACAAAAUUUUAAACAGCCUGUAGCUUAUUAUUUUACAAGUGGCCUUCAAAAAAUUGAAAUGAAAAUCCUCAUUAAAUCUGUUGUGACAGAACUUCUAAAAAGUGGCCUUAUUAUUCUUAACACUGUGUGUGACCAAGGUCCUGUUAAUGUAAGCGCAAUAACAGAAUUAAUUAGUGACACUAGACAGUCAUUUAUAAAAGAAGGCAAAGAAUGGCGACAUGACAUGUUUUCCGUAAAUGGGCACGAAAUAAUACCUUUAUAUGAUGUUCCUCAUCUAAUAAAAGGUAUUCGAAAUAAUUUGAUUACCAAAAAUAUGAUUUAUAAUUAUAAGAACGAAAGUAGAUUAGUAAAGUGGGAUUAUUACCAGCAGGUUUAUGCAGCAGAUAAAGCGCGUGGAGAGCUACGUUUGCUUAAUAAAAUUACUGAAGAACACAUUAAUCCCGAAAAAAUUAACAAAAUGAGGGUUAAAUCUGCUACACAGAUUUUCAGCCACAGUAUGGCCGUGGUUACCGACCAUUUGGUGGCCAGAGGACACCUGCCUGCAGAAUGCAAUAAUUUAGUAGAUAUAACUCUUUUAAUUGAUAAAAUAUUUGAUAGCCUUAAUGUCAGCACAUUUAAUAUACCCAAUGGUAAAAUUUACAAAGGAGCAAUUAGAAAAAAUUCACCGCACCAUGAACUAUGGAUGAAAGCAAAAGUGACACUAAAGUCAAUAAAAUUUUUGCAAAAAAAAGUAUCUGGAAAUAAAAUACGGUUAGUGGAAACAAGUGUACCAUCUGUAACAAAUUUAAUAAAAACGAUUAAUGGCAUGGAAGCAAUUUGCAAAAUUUUAUUUGAGAAAUAUGGUUAUGAUGCAGUAUUAAGCAGAAAUUUUAAUCAGGACCCAGUUGAAAAUUUCUUUGGGAACAUCAGGAGCUAUGGAGCGAGAAAUAAUUCUCCAAAUACAAUGUCUUUUGAGGGGGCAUUCAAAGCCUUAUUGUUAAAUAAUUACAAUUUACCACACUCUAAAAGAGCUAACUGUGAAGAAGACGUAAAUGAAUGCCUCCAGAGUCUACAUUUUUUUUUAAAGCAAAAUAAAGAUGCUCCUGUUGCUUCCACUGGGGACAAUAAUAUUCCUUUAAACGAAAAUUUAAUAAACGAUUUUGUUCUUGAACCAGACGUGGGGCAAAGAAAUUACGUAUGUGGCUGGGUCUUGACUAAAUGUUUAAAAAAUAUUGUAAAAUCUUGUAAAAGCUGCAGAAAUUCUAUGUUAGACUUCAAAAAUAAAAAUGAAAUUAAUAAUACUUUCAUUAAAGCGAAGGAAUAUGAAAAAAAAAAAUGGUUAUGCUAUCCAAAUGAAGCAAUGCAAAAUUGUUUCCAUGAUAUACAAAAUAUAACGAAUUCGUUUUUAAAAAAAGAUGUGCCAAUUAAUAAUACAAAAAGAAAUAUAAAAACUGUUACAAAUCUAUUAGUCAAUUUCCCCAUUUUUUGCAGUAAACAUGGGGAAAGGUGUAAAGAAUAUAUUACGGAUAUAUCUAUAUGCUUGAUAAUAAACAGUUGGUGUAGAUCCAUUAACCGUAUUUUAAGUGGAAAAAUAACAUACAAAGAAUCGGACGAUGACACUAAAAUUGCGGCGCAAAUAUAUUACAACAAACAUAAAAAAUACAAAAAUAAAAAAUAAUAAAAUC